GGGCGGCUUUGAUAUUCCAGUGAUGAGGCGAAAAUGUUGAUACAAGUUGAUGUUUAUCAGAGAUUGAUGCCUUUUUUAGUGUGUGGUCGACGAUAAGCUGGAAAUCCAGUGAUUUGCAACGUACAUCAUGUACAUCAACUAGUCUACCACCAUUCAUUAGUAAUAACCAUAUGCCAGUACUAGUGCUGCCCCGAGUCUUUCGAGUACUACACUAGGCUAGGGAAUGGCACCUGCUUAGUUAUAAUGGCUGACAUUGGUUCUGUUGUCAGCCUUCCUGAUACCGAAGCACUGUUCAAGUUAGAUCCUUACAUCAAGCCCCAUGACCAAGAGCUGAAGAGACGGUAUAAGUGCCUCCAAGAUCGACUCAAACGUAUAGAAGAUGAGGAAGGAGGAUUAGAUGAAUUCACCACAGGCUACAAAUAUUAUGGCUUACAUCAAACUACAGAGGGCGGUAUUGUAUGCAGAGAGUGGGCUCCAUCUGCAGAAGCUGUUUAUCUGAGAGGAGAUUUUAAUGAAUGGCGCAGUAAACAGCAUGCUUUUCAGAGUAUUGGAUAUGGAAAAUGGGAGAUAACUUUGCCUCCAAAUGCUGAUGGAUCUUGUCCAAUUGCUCAUAAAACAAUCAUCAAGCUACAGGUUCAGACCAAGUCUGGUGAAUUGGUUGAGCGACUCUCGCCAUGGUCAACCUACGCUGUACAGUGUCAGGAGACAAUGUUGUUUCAGAGUGUGUGGUGGAAUCCCCCUGAAGAUCAACAGUACAAAGCCAAAUAUCCAAAACCAAAACCUGCUCAAGGUUUGAUGAUUUAUGAGGCCCAUAUUGGAAUUGCGUCUUGGAAGGGAGAGGUGUCAAGCUAUGAUAACUUCACUGAUAAUGUACUACCUAGAAUCAAGAAACAAGGCUAUAAUGCAGUUCAGCUAAUGGCUGUAAUGGAGCAUGCUUACUACGCCAGCUUUGGCUACCAAGUCACAAGCUUCUAUGCAGCAUCAAGUCGCUAUGGAAACCCUGAAGCUCUGAAGAGACUUAUUGAUGAAAGCCAUCGACUUGGAGUGGUAGUCUUUCUGGAUGUUGUUCAUAGUCAUGCAGCAAAGAAUGUAUUGGAUGGACUCAACCAAUCCGAUGGCUCCAACUCCUGUUUCUUCCAUGAUGGUAGUCGUGGUGAUCAUUUGCUUUGGGACAGUCGACUCUUCAACUACACCAGUACAGAGGUUCUUCGUUUUCUUCUGUCCAACUUACGCUGGUGGGUUGAAGAAUAUGGAUUUGAUGGGUUUCGAUUUGAUGGUGUGACAUCUAUGCUGUAUCAUCAUCAUGGGAUUGGUACUGGUUUCAGUGGUGGUUACCAUGAGUACUUUGGUCUGAGCACAGACACUGAUGCAUUGACUUACUUGACAUUGGCUAAUGACAUGCUUCAUACAUUCUAUCCUGAUAUCAUUACUAUUGCAGAGGAUGUUUCUGGGAUGCCUGCUUUGUGUAGACCAGUCAGAGAAGGAGGUAAUGGUUUUGACUAUCGCCUGGCAAUGGCUAUUCCUGACAGAUGGAUUAAGAUGUUGAAAGAGCAGAAAGAUGAAGAUUGGAGCAUGUGGGAUAUUGUUUGGACCCUUAUCAAUCGUCGUCAUGGUGAGAAAGCUGUAGCUUAUGCUGAAAGUCAUGAUCAGGCUCUAGUUGGAGAUAAGACCCUUGCAUUCUGGUUGAUGGAUAAAGAGAUGUAUACAAACAUGUCGCUAUUAACGCCACCAAGUACCAUCAUUGAUAGAGGUAUAGCUCUGCAUAAGAUGAUUCGUCUUAUCUCUCAUGCUCUGGGAGGGGAAGCUUGGCUGAAUUUUAUUGGGAAUGAGUUUGGUCAUCCAGAGUGGUUAGAUUUCCCUCGACCAGGUAAUGAUGACAGUUACCAUUAUGCAAGGAGGCAAUGGAAUGUAGUGGAUGAUGACAACUUACGUUAUAAAUAUCUGAAUAACUUUGACAGAGCAAUGAAUGAGUUACAGCACAAGAAACAGUGGUUGAAUAGUCCUCAGGCAUACGUCAGCUGCACACAUGAAGAUGAUAAGCUGAUUGUGUUUGAAAGAGCCCAUCUUGUGUUUGUCUUCAACUUCCAUGUGACAUCAAGCUACACUGGCUAUCGCAUUGGAACUAACACCCCUGGAAAAUACAAGAUAGUGCUGGACUCUGAUGAUGCUGAGUUUGGUGGCCAUUCUAGAUUGGACCAUAACACUGACUUCCUUACAUCACCUACUGCAUGGCACAACAGAGAGCACUCAUUGCAGGUGUAUAUACCGAGUCGUGUUGUCUUGGUUCUUGCUGUAGAGGAUGACGUAUAGGACAAGCUGCAUCUGGAAUGCUCCACUGCGUUAUAACUAGGUAUUCUAGUUUCAAUCAAGUAACUCAUGAUGGACUUAACUACCUAGCAGGAUAGUAGAGGUAGACACGCAGUUAGUAGUCAGCACUUUCAUGUCAAACGGAUUCAACCGUGAGUGGGUUAGGUCACUGUUGGUUAACUCUUUUAUGAAAACUGGGGCAGUCCAGCGAACUUUGUAUUAACGAGAGCCUUUGUUUGGGUCCCUCUUGCAACUUAAUCUAGGUAACAUUUAAGCUGCUAUACAUCAUUAAUUCAGUGUGAAGCCAAAGUUGAGAUAAAUUUCAAUGUUUUUUGUUUUGAGAAACAAAAACAAUGUAGAAAUAUUGUUUAUGAAAUCAAGAAGGAAACAGUAUAGUAGUUGUAUAUUUCUUUUCCCGGAGUACUAGAUGAAGAUUAAGACUUGUUGUGUGACCAAACAAAUUGCUGAAAUAUAAUUUGAAAUACCUUAUGCUUGGAUCUCAUCCCAUCCCUGUUUUGGAUUGGGCAGUGUAGGCUUAACAUACAGAGCAUUGCCUUGGAUUGGGCAGUGUAGGCUUAUAUCACAAAGCAUUGCCUUGGAUUGGGCAGUGUAAGCUUAUAUCACAAAGCAUUGCUUUGGAUUGGGCAGUGUAAGCUUAUUAUACAAAGCAUUUAAUGCAGCUGUGAACAUCAUCAUACAUGCCAUACUCUACAAGGAUAAUUCUGAAAAAUGAACUGCAUGGUAAACUUCAUGAUUGCAUUAUUAAAAAGUAAACAAAUGAAGUCUGGCUCAGGAUAGCAAUAUCGUAGCAAACCAAUGGGGGGUUAUGGAAUUUUGGUUUUACUCUUAUUUACACAUAUUUAAUCAUACUUUAGUACUGUCUUCCUUUGUUUUGUAAUGAUAUGCACAUUAAUUUUUAAACUACAAUCUAUAAAGUUACAUGUACUUUGCUGAUAUGCAUAAUAAUGUAUAAAGUCACUGGAACAUUUUUAAAAGUAAGUGAAAUUUGGUGCCUAUACAUGUAGGUUUGUGUUGGUUAUUUUGGUUUUAAUGACA
Asterias rubens (European starfish) is the source of this 3363-nucleotide messenger RNA. Its product is annotated as 1,4-alpha-glucan-branching enzyme-like. NCBI's taxonomy places the organism in Eukaryota, Metazoa, Echinodermata, Asteroidea, Forcipulatida, Asteriidae. Gene Ontology annotation, cellular component: cytoplasm. The coding region runs from base 244 to 2310 and encodes 688 amino acids. Gene Ontology annotation, biological process: glycogen biosynthetic process. The transcript is spliced from 15 exons. The record is from RefSeq and is a predicted model, not a curated record. Gene Ontology annotation, molecular function: 1,4-alpha-glucan branching enzyme activity; cation binding; hydrolase activity, hydrolyzing O-glycosyl compounds.